Molecule: messenger RNA, 734 nt
Organism: Cloeon dipterum
Lineage: Eukaryota; Metazoa; Arthropoda; Insecta; Ephemeroptera; Baetidae
Exons: 6
Coding region: 60-659 (199 amino acids)
Source: RefSeq, a predicted model, not a curated record
AGAGAAUUAAAUUGGCUCUAAGAGCGGAUGGUCAGGAAUUGAAAAUCUUGACUUCCAAAAUGGCUAUUCGAGAAAGAAUUGCUUGGUAUCUAACGAAAUAUGGAGCUAAAUAUAUUGCAACGAGGAAGAAUUCGGUCAUGAGAGAGAGCUCCGAAUUUGAUGGCCUGUCUUCCAAAGAAAUUCUUGCGAGAAUGGUGGAGAAAAUUAAGGCUGAAGACGAGUCUCCGAAGAAAAAGUGUAUAACCAAACGUGUUGCUGAAGACGUCAAGGCGGGAAGAGGGCCAGAGAAGAAGAAGAAGAGCAAAAUGGAGAGAGCUGAUGUUAGGAUGCAGAUCUCAAAGUCACCUGCUUUGGACACAAAAUCAAUGGCUGGAGCAUCCAAGAAAAUAUCCUCUUGUGAGGAAUCUGCUGAUAGCGACGAAGACCGCUCAAUAUCAACUCCAGUUAAAAAAGUGAAACCCAAGAGGAAAAAGACAUCAGCACGCGACUCUGACGAAAAUUCUCUGUCGCCAGCUGAUGCUGAGAGCGAUGGAUCUUCCUGCUCGACCAAGUCGAAGAGUGGAAGACCGAAGCAAACCAAGAUGAAACAUCUGGAUGGAAACCUUAAGAAGGAGUUUGCAAGACUCCUGUGUUCGUCGAGCAGUGAUGAUGAAAGCUAGGAAAGUUGUCUAGAUUACAAAUUUUCCUUCUCUGAGAGUAACAGUGAUGCGCGGAUUAUUUAGUUUUCAUGUAGU